Molecule: messenger RNA, 6281 nt
Organism: Mesocricetus auratus (golden hamster)
Lineage: Eukaryota; Metazoa; Chordata; Mammalia; Rodentia; Cricetidae
Gene: Stk35
Product: serine/threonine kinase 35
Exons: 4
Coding region: 152-1774 (540 amino acids)
Biological process (GO): autophagosome organization; axon extension; positive regulation of autophagy
Cellular component (GO): cytoplasm; autophagosome
Molecular function (GO): protein serine/threonine kinase activity; ATP binding
Source: RefSeq, a predicted model, not a curated record
CGCGAGGGCCCUCAGUACAGGUCGCAGGAUUUUGGCGCGCUCUUUUUGUUGGUUGGGUGUCCUCGCCGGUGAUUGGUUCCGUGCUGUGGCGGCUGCUGGGUCGACCUCGGUUGCACAGAGGCCGCGCAGCCCUCGUCUGGCCUCCUGGGGGAUGGGCCACCAGGAAUCUCCACUGACCAGAGCAGCGGCGGGAGGUGCGGCUUACAUAAAGAGGUUACGUAAAGCGCUCAGCUGGCGCGAACUCGAGGACAGACACGGGGAUCUGGAAGCCGGGGCCUCCCCCGGGAGCGUUGCUGUCACCACAGGAGCCGCGCUGCGACCGAACACACGUCCCGCUCGGGUCUCCGCCUCGCGCUCUACUCGGCUCCGUAGACAAGCCCGGCUCGGAACGGACCAUCCUCGGGCGCGGGCUCCAGGGGGGAACCGGCCCGCCCGGAAGUGGAACAGCGCCGGCCAGAUCACAAUCCAAGGUACCGCUCCUCCACAUCUCGGGGCUAGACGGAGGGAUGAGGCAGGGGGGGCCCGGGCGGCGCCGUUGCUGCUCCCCCCGCCUCCCGCAGCCAUGGAAACGGGGAAGGAGGACGGAGCCCGCAGAGGGACAAAAAGCCCGGAGCGGAAAAGGCGAAGCCCAGUACAGCGGGCGCUCUGCACGAAGCUGAGGCCGGCGGCCCAGGCCAUGGAUCCAGCUAUGGUCGAGGCCCCGGGCGAGGCCUUCCUGGCCCGGCGGCGGCCGGAGGGCGGCGGCGGCGGAGGUGGUCCUGCGCGGCCGCGCUACAGCCUGUUGGCGGAGAUCGGGCGCGGCAGCUACGGCGUGGUUUACGAGGCUGUGGCUGGGCGGAGUGGGGCCAGGGUGGCAGUCAAGAAGAUCCGCUGCGACGCCCCCGAGAACGUGGAAUUGGCACUAGCUGAAUUCUGGGCCCUGACCAGCCUGAAGCGCCGUCACCAGAAUAUCGUGCAGUUUGAGGAGUGCGUCCUGCAGCGCAACGGGUUAGCCCAGCGCAUGAGUCACGGCAACAAGAACUCACAGCUGUACCUGCGCCUGGUGGAGACUUCACUCAAAGGAGAAAGGAUCCUGGGCUAUGCUGAGGAGCCCUGCUAUCUCUGGUUUGUCAUGGAGUACUGUGAAGGUGGAGACCUCAAUCAGUAUGUCCUGUCCCGGAGACCAGACCCAGCCACCAACAAAAGCUUCAUGCUACAGCUUACAAGCGCCAUUGCCUUCCUGCACAAAAACCACAUCGUGCACAGGGACCUAAAGCCAGACAACAUCCUCAUCACCGAGCGGUCUGGCACCCCCAUCCUCAAGGUAGCAGACUUUGGACUGAGCAAGGUCUGUGCAGGGCUGGCACCUCGAGGCAAAGAGGGCAAUCAAGAUAACAAAAAUGUGAAUGUGAAUAAAUACUGGCUGUCCUCAGCUUGUGGCUCAGACUUCUACAUGGCUCCUGAAGUCUGGGAGGGUCACUAUACAGCCAAGGCGGACAUCUUUGCCCUGGGCAUUAUCAUCUGGGCAAUGAUAGAAAGAAUUACUUUUAUUGACUCUGAAACCAAGAAGGAGCUCCUGGGGACCUACAUUAAACAGGGGACUGAGAUCGUCCCUGUUGGUGAGGCGCUGCUAGAAAACCCAAAGAUGGAGUUGCACAUCCCCCAGAAACGUAGGACUUCCAUGUCUGAGGGCGUGAAGCAGCUCUUGAAAGACAUGUUAGCUGCUAACCCACAGGACCGACCUGAUGCUUUUGAACUUGAAACCAGAAUGGACCAGGUCACAUGUGCUGCUUAAACUCCAGGGCUGACCGUCUUGGGUGUUUUUAAACUAGGUCGAUCCUUCGGGACCCACAGUCUCACCAUGUCUCACAGGAUGGCAGAGGGUGCAGGUGGUGGCGACCUCCUGACAGCCGGACCUCCCACAAUGUGAAGCUUUUGCUUGGGUUUCCCAUGCUACCCUUUUCUUUUUCCUUUAUAAUAAUAAUAAUAAUUAAACAUUAAACCAUCAAGACUUCUGAAGAGCAGAAGGCUACACUCUGGACAGGCACCUUUUUAUUGUUUGGUUUUUCUUUUGUUUUGUUUUUAAGAACAUUGAAUGUGGGAAAAACUUAUGCAUAUAUUCACCGUUAAUUUCUUAAGUUAGGAAGCAAUUUUGGUUUUAUCUUUCAUGUUCUGUUUUUUCUUACACAUCUCAGUUCUGCUUUAGCAUCCCACUUCCCAAAGCUCUGGUGUUUCUCCUGGAAAGGGAUACGAAGAUAGAAGGAAGCAGCCUCUGCGUUACCUCCCUAUGAGACGUGGGAACUCUUGGACUCCUUGGUCCUGGCCAGCCUUUGGCCAGCCCUUGGGCCUCAGACAGGAUCAGAGGUGAAGAACCUCUCAGCAGAGGAAGACCAGGGUCCAGCCAGAAGGACUUUUAAAGAAGACCAUAGUCUGGUUCUCUUUAAGCUCUUGGGAGCCCCAGGCCACACCAGGACUCACUAUAGUGGGAACAGCUUCCUUCUGCCCUUUCCAACCAGGGUCUCUGAGCAAGGAGACCAAGAGUGAUCAUCCCAUCACUGGGGAUAAAAAAACCCACCCUCUCUAAUGUUAGGACUGUUGUGCCAACCCUCUAUCAGACUUGGUCUUCCUUGGCCUCUUGUCACUGCUAUGAGGCCAAUACCUUUUAUCCUCUGUCUCCUGAAUUGUCUUCCCAGUGUGCUGCAAGUCCAGCCGGUCACAGAGACUACCUAGGCCCCAAGAGCCAGUUUUGACUGUUGCAGAGUACCCUCUACUGGCUGCUGCCAUGAUUUCCUUACAGUGAAACGUGUACCCUGUGUACCAGGAUCCAUGGUGUCACUCACCAUUGGGUGACACUGUCAAGCGCCAUCUCUCUUAACCCCCAGGGACUUCAUAUUAGGUGGUAAGCUUUGUUGUAACUUGUCUGAGAAGAGAAAGGACCUGCCUUGCAUAGGGAGGUGUGAGGCAGACAGGGAUGCCCAUGUGGUUAUUAGAGGGCCCUUAUAGCAGCUAGGCUGUCUUAAAGCAUCCCCGACCUAGAUCCCGUGACUCUGCUGCCUCUGUUUGAAUAGCCUUCACUCUAACUCCCUUGCAGAGUUCUUAUAGCUUCCCAAGGGAGGAUCACUUCCCCCCAGCUGCUCCAUGGACCGCAUCAUCCUUUCUGGCGCCCUCUACUUGGAUGCAACCUUUGGUUGCUCCAAAACUUUUUCCUAUUUUUCACCUUGUUCUGGCCACAUGGGAUGGGGUUUCUAGACAAGGGAAGAAGGUAUCUGUUCAUUCUUCCUAAACUAGCAUAGGAGGGAUAGGGAAGCAAGAGGUCAAGGGGGGGCUUUUCUGCAAGCAGCUGUCCCUUGGUCCUAUAGUGUGGGGAAGACCAGCACAACAUUGAACCAUGCUUAGCUGUGUCCACUUGCAUUUUCCAGCCUUCUCUCAGGCAACUCAGCACCAAAGUUUUUUUCUCCUCUUGGCCAGAGGUAAGCUGCUGUUCCUGUGGGUACGUGGCUGCAGGUGGUAUGUAGGCCCUUACCUUGUACUAUUCUGUGAUAGCAUCUUGUCUCCUUGAGUGACUUUUUAAGCAGCCUCCUGAGCCUAAUCAGAGUGGCACCUGGGAGGGUGGGAACAGCAGCAUCCCAUAAUUGCAAAAUCCAUUCCAUUUCUUCUGUUUCACUUCCUUCCUUCCCUUGGGUACUGCUGUGUCUUUGCCUGAACAAAUGGGAAAAGCAGUCUCCGACCCACUCUUAUUGCCCUAGUCCUGCUCUGGGUUCCUGGUAAAGGCUCAGGCCUAGCAAAUCACUACUCUACCUACCAUUUCUUUCUCUUUUCCGUCUCUUAGCUCUCUACAAUCAAAACUUACUUGGGUGUAUAGUGCUUUCCCACCGUACUUUUCUAGGUGUCAAUGUAAGCCCCCAUAGGUUGUAGGUGGGUAGCCUGAUGAGGGGCAGCCUGUUUCCCUGCACCUUAUUUUCCACGACUCCCAGCUGGUUCUGGCCUGGUGAUUGCACCUCUUCUCUGGCUCAGAUGAGAGCCAGGUCUUGAGCCCCAAGUGCCUGUUCCUGUUUUUUUCUUCCCUGUUUUUCUCUUGUGAUCUAUGCUAUCACCUGCCAGCCAGUUGGAAGCUGGCUGGGUGACAUGCUUGCUGUGCUGUGGCCGGUGAGUCAGCCCCUGGUGGGCUCUGUAGUCUUCUCAAAGCCCAGCUCCCUUGUCCCUCUUGAGGAUCAGCGACUGCCUCCUCUGUUGUUUUCCCCUUCUGCCUCUGUGUGGGUUGUAGACCUGCCAGUAGCUCUGUGGGGCAUCAUCUCAGGUGCCUCCAGGUUUAUUAGAUCUGCCCACAUUCUAGAAGUUUGCAGAACUUCCAACUAACAUUUGUACUUUUCUUGGCUGUGAGGAUUGCCUGUUGGGAGACCGGCCUGAACUGAGUUCUUUCUCUGCUCAGAGCUCAGCUCCCUGUGUGUGAAGGGAGUCAGCAGGACAGAUUAUAGUGCCUUAUUCCAUUGUCCUCCCCUGUCCAGACUCUGCCGGAAGCAGGUGGCUGUCUUCUCUUUGUCCAUUUGUCACUUAUAUUCUCCCACCUGUACAUAGCCACAGGGGAGGAAAACCCUGGGCCCCACCCACCUCCUGUGGGCUGUAUCCAGACACCUGCCUCCUGCCUCCGUGGCCCUCAUAGCAACUCUAGACCAGGACCAAAUACUGCUCCCCACAUGCACAUGCCUUUGCCCCUCCCUGUUAACCUCAAGCAGGAAGACACCCGCCGCACCAUCCAAACUGGCUCCAGCUAACUAACUCCCUUCUGGUCACAGGAGACUAAGGUUUAGUAGCCUCGCCUAGCUCUAGGGCAUUGGGGCAGGGACUAGGAACUCUAUUCCCACCUAGUAGGGUUGCCCUUAGGCUGCCCGAGGGAUGUUUUAAUGUUUACUUAGAGAAAUACCCUGUUUACAGCUGGAGAAGUGCGCCCACACUAGGUGAAAAUCGGACUCGGGAUAGGGCCUGGCAUCCUUUGUGGCACUGCCAGCGCUAGCUCCAGUGGCAGUGAAGGCCUGGAGUGAGUAGAGGCCCUUAGCUCACUCUGCUUCCGAACCCCGUGGUGCUAAGACCACUCCCUAGCUUUCUCCUAGCCUUCUUGCCCCAACAGUCCCCAUCAUUCCUUCCUCCAAGAUUCUCAGCUCUCUGACAUAUCACUAUUUUAGAAAAACCAGUGUUUGCAGCAAUAAGGUUACAUUGUUUUUGCGUGAAUCUUUUUCCAAGAAGAGCAUUGUGGGAAUCUGUUUAUGCUGUUAGCUGUUUUCUGUUUUAGAAGACAGCUUAAAGGAUGGAUUUUAUGUGGGUUUUAACCUAUAAGUAUCUUGGAAAUUUUGGAAGAGCCAGACUGCUAUCCUCGAAGGAUGGGACUGUUACUGCCCUGCCUUAUUCUGAUGCCCCUUCUAGCCCUGCCCACCAUGAGUCCUUCCCUCCUGUCUCUUGCUCGUUUGCCCCACCUUCCACAUCUGGGAGCACUAGUGACUUAACUCUAGGUGGGCCUUUGGGUUAUUCCUCCCCUUGACUGGGUUCUCUCCGCCCGGCAGCUCCAGACAGCUGCUGGGAGUCUACCUCAGAAUUGGCUAAGCUUGGUUAUUCAGCUAUCCAGGCCAGCAGACUCUGGAGGCUGAUGCCUCUGCCUUCCCUGAUUCUGAGCUUGUCCUACGGUCUAACUUGGAGGGAAUGGAGCCUUGGCUGGAAACAUGCUCUGGGAGGGGGCCCUGCAGGUACCAUAUAGCAUUGGCUGUUGUCAGCAUCCACAGCCAUCACGGAGGGACAAGUCUGCUGCCAUUGGUUGCCUAGGGGCCCCUAGGACUGGGGAGAGUACCAGAAGGAGUGAGCCUUUUUUUAAGUCCAGAUGAGAUCAUAGGAAGAAGAAAACCUACUUAGGGAACAUUUUUUAAAAAAAAAUUGUUCCAAAGGCUACUUGCCAUCAAAACUGGAGGAUAUUUCAGUUAUUCUUAAUGCCCAUGUGGGUCAGACUUGGUUUUGAGGGAGGUUUAAAGCCAGGCGCAAGGUUAGUUUCAAAUAUUAGUUAGUCUAAUUUUCCCUUUUUUUUUUUUUUUUUUUUUUUUUGCACAGAAGCUGGUAAUAUAGGACCUAUGUGUGAACAACUUUAUAUGAAUAUUUUUUGUACUUGGCUUACUUGGGCUGGUAUGAUACAUUAUAUUUAAGUUCUUUGAACACUGUGGAUCCCCUGAUGUGUAUGAAUGACUGAAGCUUUGUAAAUUAAGGGACGUUUGUGUGAAUAAAGUUAUUGCUGGGGUCAAAAAAAGCCAUAUGUUAUUUGUAAA